Molecule: messenger RNA, 801 nt
Organism: Eucalyptus grandis
Lineage: Eukaryota; Viridiplantae; Streptophyta; Magnoliopsida; Myrtales; Myrtaceae
Product: MADS-box transcription factor 50-like
Exons: 2
Coding region: 1-801 (266 amino acids)
Biological process (GO): regulation of transcription by RNA polymerase II
Molecular function (GO): DNA-binding transcription factor activity, RNA polymerase II-specific; RNA polymerase II cis-regulatory region sequence-specific DNA binding; protein dimerization activity
Source: RefSeq, a predicted model, not a curated record
AUGGGUAAGCGCCGGCGAACGGAAAUAGCCGAGAUCGCCGACCCGGCUGCCCGGCUCGUGACCUACUCCAAGAGGCGCAAGGGCCUCUUCAAUAAGGCCUCCCAGCUCUGCCGCCUCUGCGGCGCUCGCACCGCCGUCCUUGUCUUCUCCCCCGCCGGCAAGCCCUACUCUUUCGGCGACCCAUCGGCCGAUGAGAUUAUUGGCGACUACCUCCGCCACAGCGACUGCGACGGCGACGGCGACGUGACCCCGCCGAUGGGCCUGACCCAGUGGGCGGACUGGAUGGAAACGGAGUGGGAGGCUUGCGCAACCGAGGAGGAUCUCGAGUCCCUGAUCUUGAAGUACGAAGCCGUCCGCGACUGCGCGCGCGAUAAAUUGAAAUCUUUGGAGGAGGAAGCAUCCCAAGUCGGGGUCGGUGGCGGCGAAUCUCGCAUUCUGAGCGCGGAGGAGAUUGAUGCGCUUUUCGAGGGUUUAGGCCAAUGGCCAGCGCUCUCAGAUCUCUUGACGGACGGCGACGGCGACGGGCAACGGCGGCGGCAACUUUUUGGAGCGGCGUCGACCCCCACGAGCUCCGAUCUUGAGUAUCAAGGGUUUGAUCCGGACGAGUUGCUGAAUCUAUCGGAGGACGGCGACCUUGAGGAUAAUGGGUUUGACCCGGAUGGGUUCCUGAAUCUGUUGGAGGACGGCGAGGUGGACGGCGGCCGGAAAGGUCCCUCGACUUCGCCGGAGGACUCAGCUGUCGGCGGUGGAUUCAAUGCCGACGACUUCUUUGGACUUGGAGAUCUGCAUGUCCUGCUGUGA